CGGCGCUGCCGCCCGGCCCUCAUGGCCGCACACGGAAAGCUGCGGCGGGAGCGGGGCCCGCAGGCCGAGUAUGAGACGCAAAUUAAAGAGAUGCGCGGGCAGCUGAGUGAGCAGCUGCGCUGCCUGGAGCUGCAGGGCGAGCUUCGGCGGGAGCUGCUGCAGGAGCUGGCCGAGUUCACGCGUCGCCGCGCCGAGGUGGAGCUCGAGUACUCCCGGGGCCUGGAGAAGUUGGCAGAGCGCUUCUCCAGCCGCGGAGGCCGCCUGGGGGGCAGCAGCCGGGAGCACCAAAGCUUCCGGAAGGAGCCUUCCCUCUUGUCACCCUUGCAUUGCUGGGCCGUGUUGCUGCAGCACACGCGGCAGCAGAGCCGGGAGAGCGCAGCCCUCAGCGAGGCAUUAGCCGGGCCCUCAGCCCAGCGCCUGAGCCACAUCGCAGAGGAUGUGGGACGCAUCGUGCGGAAGAGUAAGGACCUGGUGCAGCAGCUGCAGGAGGAGCUCCUGGAGGUGGUGUCAGAGCUGCAGACGGCCAAGAAGACCUACCACGCGUAUCACGUGGAGAGCGUGAACGCCGAGGCCAAGCUCCGAGAAGCUGAGCGACAAGAGGAGAAGCGGGCAGGCCGCAGUGCCCCUGCGGCCCCCGCUGCCGCCGCCACUGAGGCAGGGCCCCUCCGCAAGAGCUCCGUGAAGAAGGGCGGGCGGCUGGUGGAAAAGCGUCACGCCAAGUUCUUGGAGCACAAACUCCAGUGCACAAAGGCACGGAAUGAAUACCUGCUGAGCCUGGCCAGCGUCAAUGCUGCCGUCAGCAACUACUACCUGCGCGACAUCUUGGACCUCAUGGACUGCUGUGACACAGGCUUCCACUUGGCCCUGGGGCAGGCACUCCGGAGCUACGUGGCUGCUGAGAGCCGCACCCAGGCCUCUCACAUGCAGGGCCUGUGCAGCCUGGAGGAGGCCCUGGAGGCCCUGGAUCCCCCAGGGGACAAGGCCAAGGUGCUUGAGGUGCAUGCGACGGCCUUCUGCCCCCCGCUGCGUUUUGACUACCAGCCCCAUGAGGGCGAUGAGGUGGCUGAGAUCCAGGUGGAGAUGGAGCUGAGGGACGAGCUUCUGCCCAGAGCCCAGAAUAUCCAGAGCCGCCUGGACCGGCAGACGAUCGAGACCGAGGAGGUGAACAAGACAUUGAAGGCGACACUGCAGGCGCUGCUGGAGGUGGUGGCGUCAGAUGACGGGGACGCGCUGGACUCCUUCCAGGCCAGCCCCUCCACCGAGUCCCUCAAGUCCACCAGCUCCGACCCCGGCGCUCGGCAGCUGGGCCGGAGGCGGGGCCAGCAACAGGAGACGGAGAGCUUCUACAUCAUGAAACUCCAGGAGUACCUGAGCGGGCGGAGUGUCCUUGCCAAGCUGCAGGCCAAGCAUGAGAAGCUACAGGAGGCCAUCCAGCGAGGUGCCAAGGAGCAGGUGAUGUCUCGAACCCAGUACACGCAGAGAAAGUUCCAGAAGAGCCGCCAGCCUCGCCCUAGUUCCCAGUAUAACCACAGACUCUUUGGGGGAGACAUGCAGAAGUUUAUCCAGAGCUCAGGCCAGCCCGUGCCCCUGGUGGUGGAGAGCUGUAUCCGCUUCAUUAACCUCAACGGCCUGCAGCACGAGGGCAUCUUCCGGGUGUCGGGUGCCCAGCCCCGGGUCUCAGAGAUCCGCGAUGCCUUCGAGAGAGGGGAGGACCCGCUGGUGGAAGGCUGCACAAUGCACGACCUGGACUCCGUGGCUGGGGUGCUGAAGCUCUACUUCCGGAGCCUGGAGCCCCCCCUCUUCCCUCUGGACCUGUUUCAUGAGCUUUUGGCUUCUGCGGAGCUGGAGGCCGUGGCCGAGCGCGUGGAGUCCGUGAGCCACCUGCUGGCCAAGCUGCCCGCGGCGGUGUUGGUGGUGCUGCGCUACCUCUUCAGCUUCCUCAACCACCUGGCCCAGUACAGCGACGAGAACAUGAUGGACCCCUACAACCUGGCCGUGUGCUUCGGGCCCACGCUGCUGCCCGUCCCUGCGGGCCAGGACCCUGUGGCCUUGCAGGGCCGCCUCAACCAGCUGGUGCAGACCCUCAUCAUGCAGCCGUCCAAGGUGUUCCCGCCCGCAAGCGUGCUGCCGGGCCCCGUGUACGAGAAGUGCAUGGCGCCGCCGUCCGCCAGCUGCCUGGGGGAUGUGCAGCUGGAGGGCCUGGCGGGGGAGACCGAGCCAGAGGAGGCUGAGGGACUGGCAGGCACGCCCUCCUCCGGCCCCGCCCUGGGGGCCUGCCUGGUGCCACCCUCGGAGCCGGGGGCCGUCACGGAGGCUGUGGCCUGCUUCGCCUACACGGGCCGCACGGCACACGAGCUCACGUUCCAGCGCGGGGACGUGCUGCGGCUGCACACGCGGGCCUCGCCUGACUGGUGGCGGGGUGAGCUGGGCGGCGUGCGGGGCCUCAUUCCACACAAGUACAUCACGCUGCCCGCGGGGCCGGAACCAGGCACCCCAGCAGAGACCGUGGGCCCGCCUGGGCGCAGACGACACUGCUUGCUCCCCACGUCCCCGGAGCGGCCAGUGGAGGUGGACAAGGCUGUGGCACAGCACAUGGAGUCCGUGUUUCAGGAGCUCUUGGGAAAGACAGCGGCGGCUACCUUGUCCGGCCCUGGCGCCCGCAGCCCGAAGCCAGUGGCCUGCAGCCGCCUAGGCAGGAGCAAAGGCUUCUCCCGUGGCCCCGGGGCUGCGCCCGCCUCCUCAGAGUCCCAUGCCCAGGGCCCGGACUCCAUCUUCAAGCCACACUGAGCUGUUGUGGCAGAGCUGCUGGCCAGGCUCCUUUACAGGCCCCGCCCUGUCCCAGAAGGC
Messenger RNA from Lepus europaeus (European hare), 2847 nucleotides. Its product is annotated as rho GTPase-activating protein 4-like. The record is from RefSeq and is a predicted model, not a curated record. Gene Ontology annotation, molecular function: protein binding. Gene Ontology annotation, cellular component: cytoplasm. Gene Ontology annotation, biological process: negative regulation of cell migration; signal transduction. The coding region runs from base 22 to 2787 and encodes 921 amino acids. Lineage: Eukaryota; Metazoa; Chordata; Mammalia; Lagomorpha; Leporidae. The transcript has 20 exons.